Molecule: messenger RNA, 896 nt
Organism: Erythranthe guttata (spotted monkey flower)
Lineage: Eukaryota; Viridiplantae; Streptophyta; Magnoliopsida; Lamiales; Phrymaceae
Source: RefSeq, a predicted model, not a curated record
AUAAUAAAAAAUCAAACAAGUGGAGAAUUGUCAGAUCGGUCGGGUUUGGCUGCUCUCCAAAACCCUAAAGUUGAUUGCUUUCAGGACUCACUCACUCACUCUGUGUUGCCUCAAAACCCUAGUUUUUCUGCAGUCGGCAUUCGUUUCUCCAAUAGAAAUUUUCCGCCACCAUGACUGCAGAUGCUGUGAACCCGAAAGCUUACCCAUUGGCAGAUGCCCAGCUGACAAUUACUAUUCUUGAUUUGGUGCAACAAGGUGCCAACUACAAGCAACUCAAAAAGGGUGCUAAUGAAGCGACUAAGACACUGAACAGAGGUAUUUCUGAGUUUGUUGUGAUGGCAGCUGAUGCAGAGCCUCUUGAAAUCCUUCUUCAUCUCCCACUUCUUGCUGAAGACAAGAAUGUGCCAUAUGUUUUUGUACCAUCGAAGCAAGCUCUUGGUCGAGCAUGUGGGGUAACCAGGCCAGUGAUUGCAUGUUCGGUGACAACCAACGAGGGAAGCCAGUUGAGAGCUCAAAUACUACAAUUGAAGGAUGCGAUUGAGAAGCUCCUGAUCUGAUAGUGUAAAAGGCUAUUCCAGCAUGAUGGGCCUUUGGAUCAAUCAACCACGAGGCUUUGACUGACUCACUUUCUCUGUACUAUCUCUCUAUUACUAGUUUCCUCUGUUUGUAUUGUACUACCUAGACUUGUUUGUUGUUGUCACUUAACUAUGGCGAAAUGUUAAAAACUUUUUUUUUUUUUUUUUUACUUUUUACGAGGACCGUAGUUUUUUUGACAAAGUGGUGUUAUUUUAAUUUUCUUUUGAGUUAUCUUACAAGUCUUCACUUUAACCUCGUUUAAAGCUGUUGAUUGUGUCAAUACACUUGAAAACAUCUAGCUUUGGACUAUGUUUUACUCU